This is a messenger RNA of Yamadazyma tenuis ATCC 10573, 855 nucleotides long. NCBI's taxonomy places the organism in Eukaryota, Fungi, Ascomycota, Pichiomycetes, Serinales, Debaryomycetaceae. The record is from RefSeq and is a predicted model, not a curated record.
GGAUAAUUUAUAAUUCUCCGAUCACCGAAUGCCGAUUCUUACACAAAACAACACCCAAUUUUUUUAUUUUUUAUUAAUGCGACCACCGGCAUGGUCAACACGAACAAACUAGGUAUAUACUCCGUACAUAUUGCGUUAAAUACUUAUAUUGCCCCCUGCACCCACCUUGAAGUUCGGGUGUUCGUAUAAAUUAUAGUUCCGUCCCAGAUCUCAGAUCUGGUGGCCGCCUAAGAAGUGCGUGUCUCACCUGAGCUCAGACAUAGAGACGAUUGAGGAACCACUGACAGUUAUGCGACAUCCAUUCAAAGUAUUCAUCUAUAACUAGUAGCAUCCAUUGACAGCAGUAAAAACCAUCGGUAAACCAUCUAGAAGCAUCAGGAACCCAACCGUUGCUAUUGUUGGCGGUUCUUAUCAACAAAAAAAAUACCUCAUCUCUAAGGUACCCCUCUUCUACGCUGACUAGGUUUCUUUUUUGGGCUGAAGGUGGGCCGAUCUGGGACAAAAGGUUGGUAAAUGUUCCGCUCCGAAAUGACAGUCCGGCACAACCGUUACCGUUGAAGUGAUUGCAGAUGCCCGUGGGUUGAAAGUGCCGAUAAUGAACGUAGCAAAUGAGACCACUUCCACCUUCGAGAAUCGGAUUAACCAGCUGGCACUAUGCGGUUAUGUGCAGGAGGGGAUUUGUGAGGGGAGUGAGUGCCAGGUUCGCCGGAGGUUGACUUCCGGGUGGACGCCGCACUCUGCCCACCCUUGGGUUUAGCAGCCGGGUUGUUUUGACUGCCGGGUGUCUCAAGUGCCGGGUGUCUUAGGUGCCGGGUGUCGUCUUAGGGGCCGGGUGUCUCAAGUGCCGGGAUUCCU